AUGGGUCAAUACUGGCUGGUAGCUUGCCCUUCUAAACGCGACUACACUGCAAAAGUAUUUGGUAGAAAGUUGUCGGAAAUGCUUUUUUCUUCCUGGCCAGACAUACUCAGCGACCUUAUUAAAGAAGACUGGGCUCGCGCUCCACUUAUCUGUAUUGGUGAUUGCUUGAAUCCGAAGGAUCUCCCGGACGCAAUGCAAGAACACAACCACCCUCUCACCUCCGCAAAACUCAAUACAAUGUCGAGCGAUCUACGGUUUGAUAUAGUUGAGCGGGAGUUUGGGUUUUGGUCUUACAUGGAAGAAAAAAAGGAUCAAGCAGAAACGGCCACUCAUUCCAGAAAUCGAGUGCUGAGAAACUUGACUACCCAGGAAUACGUCCUUGAAACCAACCUCAAAUCUGGAAUAACUAUCGGUCAUCUCGUUCUUAUGCGAAUUUGUUGGUCGUCCGACAGUUCGACAAGUAUUCAAGGUGGUGCAUAUCUCGCUCGUGGCGGUUUGGCAGGCCACAAGUUCGAUAUUGUUGAUGCGGGGAUGCUUGAAAAUUUGAAUGCGAGACAAUGGCAGGACGUUUCACGGGAUGUCUGGGAUGAGGUGGAGUUUCUGUGGUCGAACAAUUUCGGAGAAGGCUGGGAAACUGAAUGGAAGGGUUGA
Molecule: messenger RNA, 651 nt
Organism: Penicillium daleae
Lineage: Eukaryota; Fungi; Ascomycota; Eurotiomycetes; Eurotiales; Aspergillaceae
Exons: 1
Coding region: 1-651 (216 amino acids)
Source: RefSeq, a predicted model, not a curated record